This is a messenger RNA of Ailuropoda melanoleuca (giant panda), 3198 nucleotides long. Its product is annotated as SLAM family member 9-like. NCBI's taxonomy places the organism in Eukaryota, Metazoa, Chordata, Mammalia, Carnivora, Ursidae. The coding region runs from base 755 to 2026 and encodes 423 amino acids. Gene Ontology annotation, cellular component: membrane. The transcript is spliced from 5 exons. The record is from RefSeq and is a predicted model, not a curated record.
CCUCCCCUGCGGCCUGAGGGCUGAGCCUCCUCUCUCCCGGGUUCCCCCCUUUCCAGCAGGUGCUGUUUGACCCUCAGCUCGCCCCACGUCCCUGCCAAAGCCCACCGAGUACUUGAGUCCCCUCUCCAGGGACAAGAGCUGGGUGGUGAGACCCCAGAACUGCUCAGACCUCCCUGACCAGACAGCAGUGCUGGGAGGGAGGAGCUCUGUGCAGGGCAGGGAGAGGGCAGGGGGAGGCUGUAGCGCACUUUAAACACAGAAUCUUUAUCUCACAAUUCUGGAGAUGGAGAGCUCAAAAAAGAGUUUUGUCCAAAUUGGUUUCUAAUGAGAGGGAUGUAGCACCGGGCGUGGGGACCCACUGCAUUUGUGUCACGAUGGGGUAGGAGGGACCAAAUGCACUGUUGCCCUGACCCUCAGGGGAGCUUGCGGGGGCUGUGUCAGGGCCUCACCCUUCCCUGGCUGUUGGCCAGAGGCGGCCCUCCGUCCCUCCCCAGGGGGCCUCUCCACAGGGCCACCCACAACACGGCCAACGGCAUCGUCACAGCGAGCAGGACACAGGGUGACAGCAAGACGGUGUCACCCUCGUGUGGGACGUGCUGUCCCUGAGGGCCAUCCAUCACGUGAGCGGCACGCUGCUCCUUAGAGGCCAGUCCCCGGGGCGGCCCCCACUCCAGGGGCAGAGCAUGCCCGGCUUGCGGGCAGGAGGGUCUCUGCAGCCCCGUGACAGGCUGCCUCCUGCAGAAAUGCACUCGGGAUGGACCGAAGACAUGCUCGUGCUUUUGCUCCGACCUCUCCUGACCUUCCUGCUCUCGCUGUGGGGGGUCAGGGCACCGCAGGUAUCUGCGGCGCUCUGACCCAGAGCUCUGUAGUCCGUGGUUCCGGAGUGGGGGAUUCUGGAAUCCCUGAUUCUCUGAAGAGGACGCAAGGAGAUUCUGUGUUGUUUCAUGUGAUCAGAAGUCCAGACUUAUCGCCAGAAGUCGAGCUGGAGAAGAUGUCUUGGGGCAUUGCAUCAGGGUCCAACUGGACAGUCAUACUGCAGGUCAUUCCUGGGUCAGAUGUUCCAAAAUGGUUCAACUUCCAGGACAGGUUUGAGAAGAGGGUCCAUGUGCCCAACACAACGACCCUGAGGAUUGAUGACCUGACCCUUGGGGACAGCGGGCUGUACCGGGCUCGAGUCAGCUACAGUAACGGAACAGAAGGUGACCAGGAUUUCCACCUCACGGUCUAUGAGCCCGUGCUCCUUCCCCAGAUCCAGGCCACGGUUCCGUCCCUCACACCAGGCUGGUGCAACGUCACCGUGGAGUGUGACACCACAGGAACCAGGGAGGGCCUGACCGUGUCCUGGGAGAGUGAGGGCCUCCCUAGGGAGCUGGAGCAGAGACCGGCCCCGGGACCAGCUCCCAACCCCUGGACGCUGGCUGUGAGCCUGCCCCUGAGCCAGCCCAACGCCAUCCUCACCUGUGUCGUCAGCAACCAGGUGGACCAGAAAACUGUCACCUGGGGCCUUGGGGACGUUUGUGGCCACAAAGCAGAUCCACAUGGACAGGUCACUGCUGCCCUAUUACGAAACAUCCUAGGAUCUGUUGUGUUCCUGCUGCUGAUCCUGGGAGCUGGACUGUACCUUUCAAAGACACGUGAGAAGAACGUGGACUCUGGGAGAGGUGCAGGAUCGCAGGAGGGGCACAGGGACCCGGAUGGUGGCAUCCACUAUGCAGAGCUGAGCCAGCAGGUGUCUGGAGACAGGAGGGACAAGGUGAGGCUGGGGGAGGAGGUGCCUGGGCUCCUCCAAGUCCCUUUGUGCCUGGGUGUGUGUCUGUCAAUCCCAAUCAUCUGCACGAUCUGGCCUGGAUGCUUCUGUAACCCUUUCCAGACAACGCAGUAUUCACUAAGAAAAUUCUCCUCGGGGCCCAUGCAGUGCUGGGUGCUGGGGGUGGUCAUGUCAGCAGCACUGGGUCUGUGUGGGUCCCUCUGGGGCGGCUCUGUCCCUCAGCUGCUCCUGGAGCCCUCUGUCUGCAUUCCAGGGUAGGGGUGCCCCUGGUCUAGAAUAGGCUCCUCCCCCUUCCCUGAAAAGAUCUGUGUUUCUGUCUCCGUCCAGCCUGUGGGCUCCCCUAGGACAAGGACUUAGCUUCCUGUCUCUGCUUCCCCCUGCUGCACACAGUAGGUGCUCAUGACCUGUGUGUGCAGGUGAGCUGAGGUGGGAAGGCUUCUUUGCUAGAAGUCUCUAGCGGCAGUUCAGUCCUCGGCCACCAGGUGGCGCUGGUGCCUGCGCUCAAGGCCUAGAGGGAGGAUGCUCAGGGAGCCUUGGGUGGCACAGGUGUUGCCCUUUGCUUGGAGACCCACCACAGGGGCAGGUCGGGGUGGUCAGCAGCAGAGAAACUGGGAAGAGCUGACAAGUCGACAUGGGGCGGGGGGACAGACGUGAAGGAGCAGUCAGGAGUGAGGGAUUCGUGGCCCAGCCUAGGACAUACGACAGAGAGAAAGAAGACAACAGGUGGAGACACUCUGAGAGGAAGGGUGCACCUGCUGGGCACCAUGAGGGCACUUCCCGCCUGGUCCCCACCUGGAGCACUCACAGCUGUGGCUCCUGCCUCAUUCCCCCUCCAGGCUGUGUGACCCUGGGCAAGUCACCCAGCCUCUCUGUGCCUCUGAUUUGUGCUGAGCCCGGUGAGGAUGCUGAUGGGACUGACCUCAGCAAGCUGUUCACAUGAUUAAAUCAAGAACCACAUGAAUUGGAGUCUGGCAUUACGUACUCAACCGGAAAUACCUAAUUUCAAAGGUAGUCUGGGGCACCUGGCUCGCUCAGUCGGUGGAACCGCGAUUCUAGAUCUGGGGAUGGUGAGUUCGAGCCCACAUUGGGCGUAGAGUCCACUUCAGAAAAAGCAGUCAGACGUUUGUUGGCUUAAAUUUUUAAAAAUUAACCACACAGAGGAAAUAAAUUGUUCUGUGUUCUCUCGGCCAGGGAGCUCCUGAGGACAGAGCUCAUGUUUACACGUAGGAUUGAAAUUUGGAGCAGAUGUUUUCAGAAUCGAAGUCUCCCAUCCACCUGUGUGUCCCACGGCCCCUCUGCUCCAGGGGAGCCCGUCCUACUUUCUCGCGGUUCAUAGUGGCUACUGGGUUUCCUCAGAGCUACACUGUGUGGGUGACGUCGAUACAUCAGUGCUUUAUGGACCGCUAGGCAACGUCAGUGCAAACGUGUGU